Chrysochloris asiatica (Cape golden mole) is the source of this 2094-nucleotide messenger RNA. It is a transcript of the gene C2CD2, whose product is annotated as C2 calcium-dependent domain containing 2. NCBI's taxonomy places the organism in Eukaryota, Metazoa, Chordata, Mammalia, Afrosoricida, Chrysochloridae. The transcript has 14 exons. The coding region runs from base 1 to 2094 and encodes 697 amino acids. The record is from RefSeq and is a predicted model, not a curated record.
AUGUCCUGGCUGGGCUCGUGGCUCAGUGAGGUCCAGUGGCUAAUCCUGGUGUCGCUCUUCGUCGUGGCCCUGGUCACGGUGGGCCUGUACCUAGCGCAAUGGGUGCUAGCCAGAGCACGACCUCGGCCCCAGCGGCGGCCGGAGGAGCUUGGCGAGGGGCAGCGCCCUGAGACGGAUGCCCUGCUGACCUGGAUCCUGACGCUGAACAGCUGGCGGAGCCAGUGGCUAGCAGCCUGGGUGAUGUCUCUGAACGAUGAGGCCAAAAGGAAAGCGGGCCCUCUGCUUCUCACCUUUGAGGAGGACCCAUUACAGCAGCCCCUGGAGCUGGCAGUCCAGCAAGUCUCAAGCGUGGCCAGGUCCGCCCAGGAAAAGGUGGUCUCUUGUGAUGUGGUUGGCGAAGCUGUUCAGUUCAUCGUUUCUGCAGUGCCUGCUUCCCCCGAAGGUGAAGGGUGCCGGCUCUAUGAUGUCCGACUCUCCCCAUUUCGUUUACAGCUGGAGCUGCACAUGCAGGAAAAGAGAGAAGACAUCCAGAUCAGGUGGUCCUUCAUCAGCAUGCCGGAAAUGGCCAUUCACAUCCAGCCCAAAGCACUGCGGGAGGACAAGCUGAUUGAGACCAGUACAAUAUCUGAAACUCUCAAGGAUCUCUUGAAGCAUCUGGUUAGCUCUGCUUCCCCAUCAGUGGUUCUGAGCACAAAGCCCAUGGGUGUCAAGGAAGUUCAGACUCUACAACACGCUUCCACUGCUCCUCAGGAAUCUUGCCCUCCCAAACCACCACGGGCUCAUGAGCUAAAACUGCUGGUGAAGAACAUCAAAGCCUCGCUGCUAAGUGACUCUGGUGCUUCAGACCACAUGCGCCCAGUGUGCACAGCUCAGCUGAACGACCCCAUCCAGAGCUUCUCCAGCUCGCCAGCAAAAAACACUACUGACCUCACUUGGGAAGAAGAGUUCACCUUUGAAUUGAACGCCAAGUCAAAGGAGUUACAGUUGCAUCUUUCAGAGGAUGGAAGAUCCUCAGAAGGUCUGUUUGCAAUGACGAUAAUUCCUUUAGAUUUAUUUAAGAAGCAGCCUUCUGGACCACAGAGCUUUAUGUUGACCAAUGGGCCCACCAUGGGUAGCCCGGUGGUGGGCUCCAUCACUGUGGAGUUUUCUUACGUAGAACCCACUGAAUGGAAGCCCUGGCCAAUCCCUGCCCCCUUUCCUGCUACGAAGAUAGAGAAGGACCGCACAGUGAUGCCCUGUGGGACCGUAGUCACAACGGUGACUGCUGUGAAAACCAAGCCUCGUUUCGAUGUGGGGAGGGUGACCCCGCUGAGCCCUGAGUCUCCUGUGAAAAUGCCCGUGAAAGUGAAGGUGAUCGAAAAAGACAUCUCUGUCCAAGCCAUCUCCUGCCACAGUGCCCCCGUCAGUAAAACUUUCUCUUCUUCAGACACGGAAUUGUUGGUGUUGAACGGUUCGGAUCCAGUGGCAGAAGUUGCCAUCCGACAGCUUAGUGAAUCUUCAAAACUGAAACUGAAGUCGCCUCGGAAGAAAAGCACGAUCAUCAUCUCGGGCAUCUCCAAGACCUCCUUAUCUCAGGACAAUGAAGCCGCCCUGAUGCUGGACUACGCAGCCUCCAUGGACAGUGAGCAUCAGGAAGAAUCCCUAUCCCACCUGGAGGCCACCGUCGCCACCGUCCCACUCGAGGAAGACCCACCUGUGCAGGCCGUACCUGCCCUUGAUCCCCAGGAGAAUGAACUUGACUCCUGGGACUUGGAGAAGGAGGCUCAGGACGAUGCAGAGUGGGACAGACAUGUCCUAGUGGACCCUGAUGGGGAUGAACUGUCAGAAAGCUCCCUGAGCACCUCGGAGCCAGGUGCUGCCAAGAAGCACAAAGGUGGAAUUUUAAGGAAAGGCGCAAAGCUGUUCUUCCGCCGGCGGCAUCAACACAAAGACCCAGGCAUGAGCCAGUCCCACAAUGACCUCAUGUUUCUGCAGCAGCCAGAAGGUACCAGGAGGAAGGGGAUGACCCUCAGUAGGAUCCUGAACAAGAGGCUGCUGUCGAAACACAGAAGCAAGAGCACCAUGAAUGGUGCCCCUGUGGAGCCUUGUGCAUAG